AAAAAACGAAUAAUGGAUAUCAGAGAAAUUGAGGAUUCAAAUAAACUCAAUCAUGCAAUUAAAUAACAUAAAUCUACAGCAAGUCAAGCUUAUUUCAAUUUUAUUAAAUCAAAUUUAGGAAUAGGUAUAUAUAGUUUUAAUGAUUCUUUAAGGAGUCAUUGUACUUCCUUUUGUUACCUAUUAAGUAGGCUUACUAUGGUCAGUUGUUUUAUUCAUCCCUAUAGCUUUCAGUUGUUUAAAGUAAAUUGAUUUUCUUAAAAUUAUUAUAGAUCCAGCAAUUUUAUGAUUGAAAUCGCAGAUGAUAUGAAUAUUGACAAUAUUCUUUAUGCUGAUAUAAUAAGAUAAACUUUGGGAUAUCUUUGGGCAUAAGUUUUAGAUAUUGCCAUAAUAUUACAAUUGAUUGGAAUUUGCAUUGCAUAUUUGAUAUUUCUUACAGAAUCUUUGGCUUAGUCUUUACUUCAAAUAAAUAUUGAAAUGACUAAAUUAUAAUGUCUGUUGAUUACAUUAGUUAUAGUGAUUCCCUUAUCAUUUGUAAGAAAAAUUCAUUUUUUCCAUUCAACCAGUAAAUAUGGAUUUUAUUGUGCUUUGGCUUCUUUCUGCAUCAUAUUAUAUGAUUGCUAAGAUAGAAUCUCAAUAGGAAAUUUUCAUAUGUCUAAUUUAAUCAAUUUUAAAAGUAUUUAUUAAAAAUUAAUUAAUUAGACACAUUCAAUUAUGUUGGAGUAGCUAUCCUAUGUUGUGAAGGAAUUUUUACAGUUUUACCAAUUAGAGAUAGUAUGAAAAAUAAAUUUGAAUUUAAAUCUGUUGCUGCAUAGAGUUUGUUGACAGCAUUUGGGAUUUCAAUAUUUUUAUCAUUAAUUAGUUCAUCUACUUAUUAGGCAGAUACAUAGUCGAUUGUAUUAUUUAGUAUAGAAGUAUUUCUUCAACUUAUAAUUAGAACUCUAUUUUAGAAGUGUUAUCUUUGAUAUUAUACUCUAUUAGUUUGUUAUUAACCUUUCCACUUCAAAUUUUUCCUGCUGUUCAAAUUGUUGAAUAAAUGUUUUAAAAAAAUAUGGUAGAAAUAAUUAAUUUCAAUGAUAUAGAAGAAAAUUCAAAUGAAGAAUCUCCUAUCUCUAAAAAUGUUGAAUCUAGUAAGAUAGAAGAAAUUAUUGCACAGGAAAAAGAUGAUUAAGUUUUUGAAGAUAGAUUUCUAUAAAUGAUUAUUAGAAGUCUGUUAAUGAUCAUAAUUUAUUUUAUUGCCUAUUAAGUACCUCAUUUAUCACAUUUUUUGAAUUUAAUUGGAAGCAUUUUUGGAUCCUUAUUACAAGUACUCUUAUAAUUUAAUAAAUUAGUUUUGUUUUCCUGUACUAGUUCACAUUAUUUAUUUCAAAAACACUAAAACACCUAAGCCUUUUAUACAAUAUGCAAUAAUUUUAAUUGUUUCAAUACUAGCAAUAGUUUUAGGAACAGCAUAAUCCUUAAAGCAACUACUUUGAAAAAUG
Molecule: messenger RNA, 1478 nt
Organism: Paramecium sonneborni
Lineage: Eukaryota; Ciliophora; Oligohymenophorea; Peniculida; Parameciidae
Source: the annotation of a GenBank genome assembly